AAGUUUGAUGGUCAGGGUUGCAUGAAAGAGAGGAAAGAACGCACAGAGGUAUGCCUCCUUUCUUUUCAAACUUUUGUUCUUACCACUGCGGGAGCUCUGGGAUAUCAUUUGGCGGGCUUUGUUUUGGAGAGAAUGGCGAUCCCGGCGUGGGCGUCGGUGUCCCCGGAGGAGCAGCAGCACCAUCGGCGCCUCACCUUGCUGCUGCGCAGCAAGCAGAGGGUCCUGAAGGCGCCCCUGGCCGCCAUGGAUGAGCAGGAGCGGCAGCUUCAGUCGCGGCUGGAGGGACUCCAGAGAAUGCCGCCACCCCAGCACCGGCUGCUGCAGAAGAUCGUCCACACGGCAAUCGUGGCCGAGGUCGCGCGGGCCUCUCCGGCGGAGAAGCCAGAGGGCGUUCGGCAAAGGAGCCACGACUAUGUUAAAAUGGAGGCAAGUUCCUAAGAGCAAACGCGACGUGCGACGUGCGACGUGCGGCGUGCGGCGUCCUUGCUUUGAAAAUGUCGCCCU
Selaginella moellendorffii is the source of this 504-nucleotide messenger RNA. RefSeq lists its product as uncharacterized. The record is from RefSeq and is a predicted model, not a curated record. Lineage: Eukaryota; Viridiplantae; Streptophyta; Lycopodiopsida; Selaginellales; Selaginellaceae. The transcript is spliced from 2 exons. Bases 22 to 438 code for a protein of 138 amino acids.